UCAACCACAGUAACGAAUCGGACGCAAAAAGCAUUUAGGAAUAUACUCUCCUGAAACUUCUGCAACAAAAGAACGAAAAGGAUAAAGAUCACCUGUCGACCUCGCUAUUCGGACGAAGGAGCCGUUUGUUACUCUGAGAGGAAAAUCCUGCUGAGCCUCAUCCCGUUCCAUCAGCGUACCCCAUUGUGAAAAUGGGGUGAUUGCCUUUUAAGGGUCCAAAAGCAAGAAAACAAAAACCUGUCCUCAUGUCUGAAGACUCAAACUCCAAAGCCUACUUGUUCGCCUCUUUGGAGGGUCAGGAUGAGGCCGCGGGCCCCAGCACCAUGGCCCAGCUCCACCACAUGGGCGGCUUCACGGAGAACAACGAACUGGGCGUGGCGUCGGAGGGCAGCGACAGCAGCAGCCAGGAUCACCCGACGUCGCCACGCAGCGACCGCAAAAUGGCGCGCUCCCUGCACGAGGAAGACGUCGAGAUGAAGAGCAGCGGCUCCAGCGGCAGCGGGACGGAGUCCCACGGCAACGAGUCGCGUGGCAACGAGUCCCACGGCAACGUGUCAAGCGGCAGCUCCAACAGCCGCAGCAAAGACUCAGCGCUUCUGGAACUGUCCGGAAGUAACAAAAGCUCCAACUCCCACAGUCCAUCUCCACCCAGCAGUUCCAAUGCCUUCAGUCUUCUCAGUGCAAGCUCUGAACAGGAUAACCCCUCUACCAGUGGCUGCAGCAGCGAGGAAUCGGCGAAAGCCAAGACGCAGAAAGAGCUCAUCAAGACAUUGAAAGAGCUGAAGCUACACUUACCGCCGGAGAAACGCAGCAAAGGGAACAAAUCCACGACGCUGAACACGCUCAAGUACGCACUGCGCUGCGUCAAGGAGGUAGAAGCUAACGAGGAGUACUACCAGCUGUUGAUGAUCAAUGACAGCCAACUUUCAGGACUCGACGUAUCCUCCUACACAAUAGAGGAGAUUGACAGCAUCACCUCAGAGUACACACUCAAAAACACUGACAUCUUCGCAGUCGCAGUGUCUUUGAUCACGGGGAAGAUUAUCUACAUAUCCGACCAGGCUGCAUACAUUCUGAACUGCAAACGGGAGGUGUUUAAAAAUGCCAAGUUUGUGGAGUUUCUGACGCCGCAAGACGUCAGCGUGUUCUACAGCUUCACCACGCCGUAUAGGCUGCCAUCGUGGAGCAUGUGCACAGGGGCCGAGUCAUCGCCGUCUGACUGCAUGCAGGAGAAGUCAUUCUUCUGCCGUAUUAGCGGGGGUAAGGAGUGUGAAGGGGACCUACAGUACUACCCGUUCCGUAUGACUCCAUACCUGAUGAAGGUCCAGGAUAUAGAGCAUAAUGAGGAUCAGUUCUGCUGCCUCCUGCUGGCAGAGAGGGUGCACUCCGGCUACGAAGCUCCCAGAAUUCCCACAGACAAACGCAUCUUCACCACCACCCACACUCCCAGCUGUGUGUUCCAAGAUGUGGACGAGAGGGCGGUGCCGUUGCUAGGAUACCUACCACAGGAUCUCAUUGGCACACCCGUGCUCCUGCACCUUCAUCCUAAUGACAGACCAAUCAUGCUUGGAAUCCACAGAAAGAUUUUGCAGUAUGCAGGUCAACCUUUUGACCACUCCUCCAUUCGGUUUUGCACGCGGAACGGCGAGUACAUCACCAUUGACACCAGCUGGUCCAGUUUCGUGAAUCCGUGGAGCAGAAAGGUCUCCUUCGUUAUUGGACGUCACAAAGUCCGCAUGGGUCCUGUGAAUGAGGACGUGUUUGUGGCUCCGUCGGUUGCAGAGGGCAAGGCCAUGGACUCCGACAUCCAGGAAAUCACAGAACAAAUUCACCGACUCCUACUACAGCCCGUGCAUAAUAACAGCUCCAGUGGCUAUGGGAGUCUGGGGAGUAAUGAUCACCUCAUGAGCGUCGCCUCCUCCAGCGACAGCAACGGAAACGGAGCUCGAGCCAGAGCCGAGGAAGAGGAGGGCGGCCGCAGCAAACCGAAAACAUUUCAGGAGAUCUGUAAAGGAGUCCACAUGUUAAAGAACCAGGAGCAGCAGUCCAAAAGAGGCCAAAUCAAGUUGACCCAGAAGAACACUGCGGUCCGGCCUAAAGACACAGCCUUCCCCGUGAACUGGAGGGACCCGUUAGGAAGUCCAGACGAUCCGCGGGCCAACGUAAACGAGGAGUUAGCGUACAAGGACCAGACCGUCUACUCCUAUCAGCAAAUCAGCUGCCUGGACAGUGUAAUCAGGUAUUUGGAGAGUUGUAACGUGCCCAUUACCGUAAAACGGAAAUGCCAGUCGUCGUCCAACACAACAUCCUCCAAUUCUGACGAAGACAAACAGAAAGGUGCCGAGAGGGCGAUGCAGGCAUCGGAAGAGGCUUCCCAUUUGAAGACCCAGUCUGGGAUAUCGCCUAUAGACGUCGCCAAGAAGCCCGUGGGCACUGCGGUAGUGGGCACCUCCCUGGCGCCCUUGGCACUGCCCAGUAAAGCGGAGAGCGUCGUGUCCAUCACCAGCCAGUGCAGCUACAGCAGUACCAUCGUCCACGUGGGAGACAAGAAACCACAGCCGGAGUCAGAGAUCAUUGAGGAUGUGGCGGGUGGAGGAGACACAGCAGAGGGUCCCACUCAGGCUGUUCCAACGAGCACAAUUUCUCCUCCCAGCCAGGAGAGGGAGCCAUACAAGAAGCUUGGCCUAACCAAACAAGUGCUGGCAGCCCACACACAGAAGGAGGAGCAGGCGUUCCUGAGCCGGUUCAGGGAGCUCCGGGGUGUUCACGCCUUUAAGGCCGACUGCUCCCUCUACCUGGAGAGGCAGAAGGGGCAGGUGGGAUCUGGAUGUGCACCCACUCCUCGUUCCACGAAGCAGGUUGGUGGAGCAGAGCACACGACACGACGAGGUGGACGGAACAAAAAGACGAAAUCGAAACGGGUGAAAAAAAACGAAUCGUCGGACAGUACCGUAUCCCACCGGAAGCAGCAGCCCAGGCCACCCUUACAGGGACUGAACCAGACCUCGUGGUCUCCCUCGGACACUUCCCAGUCCACGUUCCCCAUCACGUACCCGGCGGUGGUGCCGACGUACCCUCUCCAGAUGUACCCAGGCGCUAGCACCGUGCCGGCCCGAGUGGACCCCUCUCUCCCGGGCUUUAGGGACAAUCAGUGCAGCCCAGAUCCACGCUGCCACGUUCAGCCGCCUCCCCCUUUCUCCGGCCCCCUCGUAACCCCAAUGGUGGCGCUGGUGUUGCCCAACUAUGUGUUCCCACAGAUGGGCGCCACGCCUCAGCAGCCUUUUUAUCCGGACCAGGGUGCCUUUCCGCCCCAGGCAUUCCCUUCCCAGACGGCAUUCCCCAGUCAGCCCCAGCUGCAGCCUCGUCCCAGUUUUCCCAUGCAGACGCAGUUCGCCGCACAGAACCCUUUCACUCCACAGACUGCAUUCCCUGCGCAGCCGUUUCCCUUCCUGCACCCAGAGGUGCCCCCGAAAGCUCCAGAACCGGAACAGAGGGAGGGGCCAUCCCGGAGCUCCACCCCUCAGUCUGUGGGCGGACGUGACCAGCCGUCUCCGCCCUUGUUUCAGUCGCGGUGCAGCUCGCCCCUGCAGCUGAACCUGUUGCAGCUGGAGGAGACGCAGCGGUCGGUGGACAGGCAGGACAGCUCAGCUCCCUCUGCUGGAGCCCAGGGGAACAGCACCGGCGAGAAGGGAGUGAGCAGCACCAGUCAGGCAAAGAGUGACAAAGAGGUGCAGCAGCACCCAUUCGCUUGGCCUGGUCUAGUAGGCCUCAGUGGAGGGUCUCCUCGUUUUCCUCUGCCGAUGGGAAUCUUGUAUUCCGGGCUCAGAAAGACAGAUGUUGGGGUUUUAUCUGGGGAUAGACUAAUCUCUAAACUCAGGUCUCACAGCGAAGAGGACGCCGACGGUCACCAGAGCGAUGCCCUCUCAUCGUCCAGCGACUUGUUGGACAUCCUCCUGCCCGAAGAUUCCCAUUCUGGAACCGGGUCGGCUACGUCGGGCUCCAUGGGCUCUGGUUCCAACGGAAUGUCAGGGAGCGCGGGAUCGGCCAGCGGAACAGGGAGCAGCCACGCCAGCAACAACAGCAGUAACUACUUCGGCAGCGUCGACUCGUCUCAGAAUUCCCACAAGGCCAAGGGGCACGGCGGGGCGGGUCCGAUGGAGGUGGAGGAGAGCGAGCAUUUCAUCAAGUAUGUACUGCAGGAGCCCAUGUGGCUCCUCAUGGCCAACGUGGACGAAGGCGUUAUGAUGACAUACCAGCUUCCCCCACGAGACAAGCAGAAAGUCCUGCAAGAGGACCGGGAGAAGCUGCGACAGAUGCAGAAAAACCAGCCACGCUUCACCGAAGAACAGAAACGGGAACUGGCCGAAGUCCACUCCUGGAUGAAGAGAGGAGGCUUACCCAAAGUCAUCGACGUCAAGGAGUGCGUUGGUUGUGUGGGCAUGUCAGAGACCCUUACCGAAGAGGACCCUCCAGACCUGCACAUGGGGGAGGUGGAGACAAACGAAAUCAGUCCCCCGAGAAAGACCCGACAAGACUCCCACCAAACAGAUACCUCUCCGUGUCCCGGCCCCGUAACCUAGCAACAGUCUGCUCUGUCCUUUACAGGGCAUGACCUUUUUUUUUUUUUUUUACUCACGGUGAAGUGUGUAUUUGGACUUCAUAACAGGGCGUGUGCUGUUGGUAUGCCUUAAUGGACCACUGAAGUGUGUGUGUGUGUGUUUGUGUUGUGGUGUGUGUGUGUGUGUGUGUGUGUGUGUGUGUGUGUGUUUGUGUGCUUGUACAUAUGCAUGCGUGUAUGAAUAAGUAUGGAAUAUGUGAAUUUUGAAUAGGGGAGAGUGUUAUAAUGUGUGACCUUGGCUACAAUGAUCCUCAGUGACCUCCCGGUUGCAGGAUCCUACACUGUGUUAAAGGUUUUCACCUGCCAGUCACACUAACUCUGCAUUGUGCAAAAGCCAAUGUCAGGCAAAUGCUGUUUUCCCUGUAAAUGGUAGCUAGUUCUUUUACUUCUUAUUUUAUUGAAAUAGUAAUGCUGUUUCUGUGACUAGUUCUUAAAUUAUGCUUUUUUUCUCUAUUGUUUAUUCAUAGUUUUUAUUGAAUUAGUUUUUUUUUUCCUCUUGUCAUUCUUCUUGUUGUUCGUGUUGUUGUUGUUGUUUUUGUUUUUGUUGCUGUUGGCUGUAUGGAUGUUCAACUUUCUCUCUGACUGGAGACAAUAUGCUGAGAUUCAGUUGUUUCCAAAUUACCCCUCAACUCAAAAUAUGAGUACAUGUGUCCUAGUUUUCUUUCUAGUUUUAUGGAAAGCACAUCAAGAAAAGAACGUCAAGA
Molecule: messenger RNA, 5322 nt
Organism: Chanos chanos (milkfish)
Lineage: Eukaryota; Metazoa; Chordata; Actinopteri; Gonorynchiformes; Chanidae
Gene: per2
Product: period circadian clock 2
Exons: 24
Coding region: 246-4580 (1444 amino acids)
Biological process (GO): entrainment of circadian clock by photoperiod; negative regulation of transcription by RNA polymerase II; circadian regulation of gene expression
Cellular component (GO): cytoplasm; nucleus
Molecular function (GO): transcription cis-regulatory region binding; transcription corepressor binding
Source: RefSeq, a predicted model, not a curated record